Molecule: messenger RNA, 4503 nt
Organism: Galeopterus variegatus (Sunda flying lemur)
Lineage: Eukaryota; Metazoa; Chordata; Mammalia; Dermoptera; Cynocephalidae
Biological process (GO): proteolysis; virion assembly; DNA integration
Molecular function (GO): aspartic-type endopeptidase activity; nucleic acid binding; RNA-DNA hybrid ribonuclease activity
Source: RefSeq, a predicted model, not a curated record
AUGGGGCAGUCUAUCUCUACCCCCUUAAGUCUGACUUUAAAACACUGGACUGAAGUAAAAACCAGAGCUCAUAACCUCUCUGUGCAGGUUAAAAAAAAUAAAUGGAUAACACUUUGUUCUUCGGAAUGGCCAACUUUCCAACUCGGGUGGCCUGCCGAAGGUUCCUUUUCUCUGCCGCUGAUUACAGCAGUUAAAAGGAAAAUUUUUGGUCAUAAUUCUAAGGGUCAUCCUGACCGUCCUUACAUUAUUGUGUGGGAAAACCUAAUCACGGAUCCACCCUUGUGGGUUUGGCCUUUUGUCCCCUUAACAGGUCCAUCGGCAGUGUUUGCCCUCAAGGAAGAUAAAGAAAAACCUCCUGUUUUACAAGAUACUGAUCCAGAUCUUCUUCUCAUGGAUCCCCCUCCCCUGCAUCCCCCAGCUCUUCAUCCAAAGGUCGCACAGCCAUCAGCCCCACCAGUAGGGGUGCAGAACUCUGGACCAGCACUGGGGACCCGCAGUCGGCAUGCAGGCUCUCCAGAUGCUAUCCCUACUUUCCCUCUUAGGGCUUACAGCUUCCCAGAUGAGGACAGCAACCAGCCCCUGCAGUAUUGGCUCUUCUCUUCUUCUGAUCUUUACAACUGGAAAUCCCAGAAUCCCUCUUUCUCUGAAAAACCCCAAGGACUCACUAAUCCUGUAGAAUCCCUCCUCUUUACCCAUCAGCCCACUUGGGAUGACUGUCAGCAACUCCUCCAGGUCUUGUUCACCACUGAGGAAAGACAACGGAUCCUCCUGGAAAGCCAAAAAACCAUUCCAGGACCUGACAGGAGACCCACCCUCCUCCCUGAUGUCAUAGAUGUGGGGUUUCCACUGACUUAGCCUAACUGGGAUUUCAACUCAGCAGAAGGUAGGGAGCACCUGAAGGUUUAUCGCCAGGCUCUAAUGGCAGGUCCCAGAGGGGCAGCAAAACGCCCCACCAAUUUGGCUAAGGUAAGGGAAGUGACCCAGGGGCCCAAUGAGUCUCCAUCAGCAUUUCUAGAGAGACUCAUGGAGGCAUUCCGUCAGUUUACUCCCUAUGAUCCCAGUAGCGAAGAACAUAAAACUACUGUGAUAGUUGCUUUCAUUGACCAGUCUAGUAAAGAUAUCAGAAAAAAACUACAGAGACUUGAGGAAUUACAAGACAAGUCCUUACGGGAGUUAGUACAGGUUGCUGAAAAAGUAUAUCAUAAUAGGGAGUCAGAAGAAGAAAAAGAAGAAAAAAAAAACCAGAAAGAACAGGAGGCUAGAGAAAUAAAAAGAGAAAAGCGACAGGAAAGAAACCUUCACAAAAUUCUGGCCACAGUAGUCAGAAAGACUAGGGAGCCUAGUAAGACAGUUCCUGGCGGCAAAAAGGAACCCCUAGCAAAGAACCAAUGUGCGUACUAUAAAGAAAAAGGACAUUGGACUCGAGAAUGUCCCAAGAAAAAGAACAAAAAGCCUCAGGCCCCCAAGGUCUUGGCCCUGCGAGAUAGUGACUAGGGGGGACGGAGUUUGGAUCCCCUCCCCGAACCCAGGGUAACAUUAGUGGUGGAGGAACCUACCCAAUUCAUCGUAGACACAGGAGCUGAACACUCAAUACUUUUACAAGCUGGAGGGCCCCUUCUCCCCAAAAAGUCAUGGGUACAAGGGGCCACUGGAAAUAAACAAUACUCAUGGACUACCCAAAGAACGGGGGAUCUUGGUGUGGGCCGGGUAUCCCACUCUUUCAUUGUCAUUCCAGAGUGCCCAUACCCACUGCUAGGAAGAGACCUCCUUACCAAGAUGGGUGCCCAAAUACACUUCGGCCCCGAGGGACCUCAGGUGUUAAAUCAGCAAGGAAAGCCUUUUCAAAUACUGACUCUGAGGCUAGAGGAUGAGUACCAGUUGUUUAAACAGCGGAAACAAGAAACCGGACACAUGGACUGGCGGCUAAGCCAUUAUCCUCAGGCAUGGGCCGAAACAGCAGGAAUAGGAAAGGCUAAAAAUAGGCCACCUGUCCACAUAGAACUGAAGGCUCAAGCCAGUCCCAUAGCAAUCCGACAGUACCAAAUGCCUCGAAAGGCACGUGAGGGCAUCAAACCUCACAUCAUGCGCUUGCUCCAGUUGGGAGUUUUACAGAAGUGCCAAUCUGCCUGGAAUACUCCCUUGCUGCCAGUCAAAAAGCUCAGAACUGGUGACUACUGGCCAGUCCAAGAUCUCCAAGAGGUAAACAAACACGUGGUUGAUCUCCAUGCCACCGUUCCUAAUCCUUAUAAUCUUUUAAGAUCUUUACCUCCAGACAGGACCUGGUACACGGUACUAGAUCUCAAAGAUGCAUUCUUCUGCUUGCCGUUGACUCCCAAGAGUCAAGACUACUCCACCUUCGAGUGGAGAGACACAGAGGCCGGUCUGACGGGACAACUUACCUGGACCCGUCUGCCCCAAGGAUUUAAAAAUUCUCCCACCAUCUUUGAUGAGGCCCUCCACCAGGACUUGGCAAUGUUCCGGGCCUCUAACCCUCAGGUAACUCUGCUGCAGUAUGUAGAUGAUCUCCUCCUGGCAGCGGCCAACGAGGAACUGUGUUUGAAAGGAACAAAGCAUCUCCUCAUGGAGUUAGGAAAGCUGGGCUAUCGAGCCUCUGCCAAAAAGGCCCAGAUCUGCAAGCGACAGGUCAGUUACCUGGGGUACCUUCUCAAAGACGGGAAAAGAUGGUUAUCUGAGGCCAGAAAAGAGACAGUGUUUCACAUUCCGCCACCCUCUAACCCGAGGCAAGUCAGAGAAUUUUUAGGUACUGCUGGGUUUUGCCGCCUGUGGAUACCUUGUUUUGCUGAGAUGGCAGCCCCAUUAUAUCCCCUCACUAAGAACAGUCAGCCCUUCAAAUGGGGAAAAGAGGAACAACAGAUUUUCGAUAAUAUUAAAACGGCCUUAAUGUCUGCACUGGCUCUGGGACUCACUGACGUGACUAAACCCUUCCACCUGUAUGUGGCAGAAAACAGGGGGAUUGCAAAGGAGAUACUAACUCAAAAACUGGGAUCCUGGAACAGGCCCGUGGCAUAUCUGUGCAAGAAGUUAGACCCAGUAGCCUCAGGGUGGCCAGCUUGCCUGAGAAUCUUGGCAGCAGUUGCAAUCCUAGUAAAAGAUGCUGAUAAACUGACUAUGGGACAAAAUUUAGUAAUUUCAGCACCUCAUGCCUUAGAGAGUGUUGUCCGCCAGCCUCCCAACCGUUGGCUCACCAAUGCACGCAUGACUCAUUAUCAGACUCUGUUACUAAAUCCAGAUCGGGUAACUUUUGCUCCACCAGCAAGCUUAAAUCCAGCUUUGCUGCUGCCAGACCCGGACUUUGACCCUCCCAUCCAUGAUUGCCAACAAGUGCUUGCUGAAACACAUGGAUGGAGAAAAGACUUGUCAGAUCAGCCUCUGACAGACGCCGAGGCUACUUGGUUCACAGAUGGUAGCAGCUUUCUGGAAAAUGGGGAACGAAAGGCCGGAGCGGCAGUAGUAGGCAGCCAAAAACUGAUGUGGGCACAAGGUCUACCUACCGGGACGUCAGCCCAGAAAGCAGAGCUCAUCGCCCUCACAAAAGCCCUUGAACUAGGAGAGGGCAAAAGAAUCAACAUCUAUACAGACAGCAGGUAUGCCUUUGCCACUGCCCACAAAGGGGAUUCCCCCAUCGCCAAGGGAAACAACUUGGCCGAUUCAGAAGCAAGGGCAGCAGCCCACGGGUCCUCGUCUAUUUUGCUGAUAAACGUCCCCAAGCCAGAAAAGCCCAAUUUCCAGUAUUCAGCUGAGGACGUAGCAGAGAUCUCAAAAGACUCUAGUAACCAUUCUAAUCCAGAAACAGGGCAUUGGCAUGCAGCAACAGGCAAGCUGAUCUUGCCGCGAAAACAAGCUCAUGCCAUGAUCAAACGAAUGCAUCAGCGGACCCACCUGGGGGCAGACAAGCUGAUUCAAACUAUAAAUGUGUGCAAAGGUGCCACGGAGCCUGGCAAAAGACCUAGGGGAAACCGAUCGGGGCUAUGUUGGGAAAUAGAUUUCACUGAAAUCAAACCUGGUAAAUAUGGUUACAAGUAUCUCCUAGUAUUCAUAGAUACCUUCUUGGGAUGGGUAGAAGCGUUCCCAACAAAACAGGAAACCUGCACCGUAGUGGUCAAGAAAAUCCUGGAAGAAAUUUUUCCACGCUUCGGAGUGCCCAGGGUAAUUGGGUCUGAAAAAGGGCCUGCCUUCAUCACCCAGAAAGGGGAUUCCCCCAUCGCCAAGGGAAACAACUUGGCCGAUUCAGAGGAAAGGGCAGCAGCCCACGGGUCCUCGUCUAUUUUGCUGAUAAACGUCCCCAAGCCAGAAAAGCCCAAUUUCCAGUAUUCAGCUGAGGACAUAGCAGAGAUCUCAAAAGACUCUAGUAACCAUUCUAAUCCAGAAACAGGGCAUUGGCAUGCAGCAACAGGCAAGCUGAUCUUGCCACGAAAACAGGCUCAUGCCAUGAUCAAACAAAUGCAUCAGCGGACCCACCUGGGGGCAGACAAGCUGAUUUGA